AGGGAGUUCUUGCUUUUACCGGUUCUUCCGGUCGGCAUUUUGAAAGAGAUAGAGGGUUAGGGGGGUUGCAACUGUGGAUCCCCCCUUUCUCUGUUCCCCGGUUGUUGUUCCUUCGACAAUUAGCCGCUACCCGCUAAUUACCCCCUGUAUCUGAAGGGGAAAAAUCGUCAUCUGAUAAGGCCGACUUCAGGGGAUGCUAUUCGCCUCCCAGCAGACAUGUUCGCCGUGAGAAAGAAGAAACCCCCCCAGUCCUCCCGACGGGAAUCACUGCCGUUGUGUUAGCUGUUACUCGGAGGAGCUGUUUGAACGGUGGGACGGAGAGGGAGCUAGAGACUCUUCUCCAGCUCCAGCUGCCAUCCUACUCCUGCUCCUGCUCCUGCUCCUGCUCCUCCCCCUCCUCCUCCUCCUCCACCAGAACCACUUCUCUUUCUCAUCACAUCCAGAGCAUUUUGGAGAUGUGAGGAAUAGGAAGAGUUUGGUGAUACUGAGCAGCCUGUGCAUUGACACGACCUCUUGACCUCAUCUUCAGCAUGAAUGGUGAUAUGCCUCAUGUUCCCAUCACUACUCUCGCUGGAAUUGCUAGCCUGACAGACUUGUUGAACCAGCUGCCCUUACCUUCUCCUCUCCCUGCCACCACCGCUAAGAGUCUGCUCUACAAUGGAAGGAUCUCCGAAGAGGUCAGCAGCCUGCUGGGGUGUCGGGAUGAGAAUCUGGUGACUCAGCUGGCACAAAGCCUUAACCAGGUCUCCACUGAACACAUAGAGUUGAAGGACAACUUGGGAAAUGAUGAACCCGAGGGUGACAUGCCAAUGCUUCUUCAAACUCUGCUGUCCAGGAACCCCAAAAUCUUCAGGGACAAAAGUAUGCCAACUCAGCACAAGGUUUGGGGUGGUGUAAUGCAGCAGCCAUUGAUGCAACAGUACAAGAUAACUCAAAAUCAGGUGCAUGGGAGUCCAGGAUCAAACUAUCAGCAAACCGCUGUCCCUCAAAGCCCCUCUGGAUGCUUUACAUCCCCACAGUCUGGAUCAGGUACUCGGUUCGUACCCCAGCAGAACAGCCCUAUACCUAGUCCCUAUACACCUCAGAGCCCUGCAGACUACAUGCAGUACAAUCCACCCAGUUAUUCUCAACACCAACAGACUCAGCAAGUUUCUAGCGGCGUGAGAAAUAUCCAUGACAGCAAGGUCUCUGGGCUGCUAUCAAGUAAUUCAUCAAAUCACAAUGUGAGACUAGGCUCAGAUGAAGACUACAUGAACAUGGCCGACAGACUGGGAAAUGAGGAGAAUGAACCCUCCAUGAGGGCUGUGGCAUUUCCAGUUAAAUCACCACAGUCUGUGUGUUCCCCUGCUGGGAGUGAAGAGACUGCAAAAACAGUGUUCAGGCCUCCCCUUAUUAUGCAGUCACCUCCACCCGAUGUGCCACCAGGUGCAGCACCUGACCUGCUCCUCACUUCUGCUGACCGCAAAAAGAAGCAGAAAGAAAUGAGCAGAGAAGAAAAUGAACAGGUGGACAAAAAUGCCUUGUAUGGCAUUGUUAGUUCUCCAUCAAAAGAUUCUGCCAGACUGACUUUAAAACUGUCCCGAGUGAAGAGUCCAGACGUGGAUCAAUCACAUAUCAGCUCAGACCAUGAAACUGAUUUGAUGAAUAAUAAUAACAAUCAAUUGUCAAGGAGUGCCCAGGACUUGUCAAACAAGUUAGGUGCUGAGGAGCAGGCAAGCUGUCAGCAGGUUCCUGUUCGGCCAAACACCAAGGACUCUGGAGUCGUCAGUGGGCUUGUGUUUGAUGAUGCUGAAAUAGAGACACUUGCGGAGAUUGAGAGAAUAGAACGCGAGACGGCCAGUGAGAGAGAGCGGUGGUCUAAAGAAGUCCAGGAUAAAGAUAAGCCACUGAAGAAACGGAAGCAAGACUCGUAUCCUCAGGAAUCCGGAGGUGAUUCAGGUGACGGACCUACGGUACAAGGGGGCAACACUGACACCAUGUUGACACCCAAGAAGACGAAUGCUGCAAGUAACGGUGCCAGUCGGCCUGCUUUGAUGGUCAGUAUUGAUCUGCAGCAAGCUGGCAGGCUGAUAAGACAGCCUGUAGUGGUCUUGGAAGCACAGCAGUUGUGUGAGGACCACCUUCGGCGCAUAAAGUCAAAGACUGAUGAAAAGGUAGAUAAAGUUGUUGAAAACAGACCUGGGAUCAUCAAACAGCAUGCAGACAACCCCAGGAAGCCUGGCUCAGAUGGGGGACAACCAGAAACCCCUAAACAGAAGCAGGAAAGUCGGCGCGAAUCCAAACACAGACAUGAUGGCAAAACUGACAGCGGCAAGGGACACUCAGAUGACAGACAGCCAGACACACCACGGCAGAAACAGGAUAGGCAUUCGGACUCGUGCCGCAAAGAGGAAAAGAACCACAACAGUCACCGAUCCCAUGUCAGCCAACCUAAGACUCCGAAAACCAUGAGCAAGGUGGAGCGUAACUCCAGACUUGGAAAAAACAAAGUAAGGGACAGAGAUAGGGAUAAGGACAGAGAUAAAGAUAAAGACAAAGAUAAAGACAAAGAUAAAGACAAAGAUAGAGAUAGAGACAGAGAUAGAGAUAGAGAUAGAGACAGAGACAGAGACAGAGACAGAGACAGAGAUAGAGAUAGAGAUAGAGACAGAGACAGAGACAGAGACAGAGACAGAGACAGAGACAGAGACAAAGAUAAAGAUAAAGAUAAAGAUAAAGAUAAAGAUAGAGACAGAGAAAAGAAACACAAGACUUUGUCAAGAGAAAACAGCAACAGACCCUCUCCUGACCAGCAUACUAAAACUGACAUCCCUAGAGUGAAGCAAGAUGGAAGCAGAAAAUCCACUGACCUCAACGGUCGACAGAAGACAGAAAGUUACAGCCUUCAAAAUGCCCAAAAUAAGGAAGAGAGGAAAAGUGGGGAUGGCAGAGUUAGCUGCCAAGCUCGAGACAAACUGCAGUCUUUCGAGGCAAAACCUAGUGAGUUCCCCUCAUACCUACUGGGUGGCAAGUCAGGAAGUCUGAAGAACUUUGUGAUUCCUAAAUUGAAACGGGAUGGGAAAGAAAAAGAUCCCCAACUUCCAGCUAAAUUGAAAGAGAGCUGGAACGAGCCCCUGGUCAGGCUAGAGAGAGUGUCAUUGGUUGAGAGCCUAAACAAAGGUGCUAAGCCUGUUGUUGUGCUUAAGAAACUCAGUACUGAUGAGGUAAGAAGGAUCAUUAAAGAAAGCAGGAAUGCACACGGCUUCAGAUCCAGGAACUCAUCCACCUUUGACAAAUCAAAGAGAGAGAUUUCAAUUUGUGAGAAGACAAACAAGCGACGGCACAGUGAGAUCAGUAAGAGAUCCAAGUAUGCUGAGGUGGACUCCGAUGAAGAUGAUUACUCUGAUGCUGCAGGGAAAAGGUAUAAGAAAGAUCACGACAAGACAUGGAAGCAUGAAGAGACGAGAGGCAAUGCUCGCCAGGGGUACAGUAGCCGUCAUCGUGAAUUCCCAGAUGAUUCAGAUGAAGGCUCUCCACCACCAAGCCUGAGUGAUGUUGCCAGAAAAUUAAAGAAAAAGGAGAAACACAAAAGCAGGAAGGAUUCCAAGCUGACACCAGAAGAAAAGAUGGACUCCUCCGCAUUUAAGAGAUUCACGGCCAGUUUGGACAACAUUCUUGAGAGCCUUGAGGACGUGGACCUCACUGCCACAGAUGAUGACGAGAUACCUGAAGAGCUCUUGCUUGGAAAGCACCAGUUGAGCGAGCUAGGCAGUGAUUCUGCUAAGAUUAAAGCUAUGGGCAUCUUUAACAAGUGUUCAUCUGAUAAACUUGUGAAAAUGUUGAAUAUCCUGGAGAAGAACAUUCAGGACAGCGUUAAACUUUCCACGUUAAUGAAUCAUGGUAAUGAUUCCAUGGACGAGGAGCGGCUGUGGCGUGACCUUAUCAUGGAGCGGGUGACAAAGUCAGCUGAUGCCUGUCUGACGGCACUCAACAUCAUGACAUCUCCGUGCAUGCCCAAAGCUGUUUAUAUAGAGGAUGUGAUUGAGAGGGUGUUGCAGUUCACCAAGUACCAUCUGCAAAACUCCUUGUACCCUCAGUAUGACCCGGCCUACAGAGUGGAUCACCACGGAGUGCAUACUUCAAAGUCCAAGAGAGCAAAGUCUUCCACCCAUAAACAGAAGGUGGUCGUCACGCUCUACAGCAAAGUGUGUGAUAUUGUGACCAACAUCUCAGAGCUCCUGGAGAUCCAGCUGCUAACCGACACCACGAUUCUCCAGGUGUCCACCUUGGGUAUUACGCCAUUUUUUGUUGAAAAUGUCAGUGAACUGCAGCUAUGUGCCAUCACACUGGUGACAGCGGUGUUCACUCGUUAUGAGAAACACAGGCAGCUCAUUCUUGAAGAGAUCUUCACCUCCAUGGCUAGACUUCCUACUAGUAAACGCAGCCUCAGAAACUUUAGGCUAAACAGCAGUGAUUCAGAUGGAGGACCCGUGUAUGUCCAGAUGGUCACAGCACUGGUUCUGCAGCUCAUCCAGUGUGUGGUAAACCUUCCCUCAGAGAGGGACACAGAGGGUGAACAUAAAAAGAAGGUGGAUAAAGAAGUUCUCAUCACAAAUUCAUAUGAAACUGCUAUGAGGACAGCUCAGAACUUUCUGUCAGUGUUUCUCAAGAAGUGUGGCAGUAAGCAGGGGGAGGAGGACUACAGGCCUCUGUUUGAGAACUUUGUUCAUGACCUGCUGUCUGCUGUCAACAGACCUGAGUGGCCUGCAGUUGAACUGCUACUCAGUUUACUGGGCCGGCUGUUGGUGCACCAGUUCAGUAACAAGCAGACAGAAAUGGCGCUCAGGGUUGCAUCGCUUGACUACCUUGGAACGGUCGCCUCCCGCCUGCGUAAAGACGCUGUCACUAGCAAGCUGGACCAAAAGGCUAUUGACCGCAUCCUUAAACAGACUCCAGGCAGUGAUGAGAUCCAACAACUCCAGAAGGCUUUGCUGGACUACCUAGAUGAGAGUGCUGAGACAGAUCCCUCCAUAGUGUUUGCCAGGAAGUUUUAUAUUGCCCAGUGGUUCAGGGACGCUACAAGUGAGGCAGAGAAAGCGAUGCGGUCUCAAAAUGACAACGACGAGGACACAAGAGGACGACAUCAUUCCAACGACACCGACUCAAUUGAGGAGAUUAUGCAGAGGGCAGAGACACGAAAGAAAUUCCUCCGCAAGGUCAUCAAGACUCCACCAUCACAUUUCAGUUCUCUUAGGUCUGACACAGUAGACUAUGAAGACUCCUGCCUGAUUGUCCGAUAUCUAGCCUCUAUGAGGCCGUUUGCACAGAGCUUUGAUAUUUAUUUAUCACAGAUUCUGAGAGUGCUGGGUGAGAGUGCCAUUGCAGUCAGAACUAAAGCCAUGAAGUGUUUGUCUGAAGUAGUAGCUGUGGAUCCAAGUAUUCUGGCACGGUUGGAUAUGCAGCGUGGGGUUCAUUGUCGCCUCAUGGACAACUCCACCAGUGUGCGAGAGGCAGCUGUGGAGCUCCUUGGCCGUUUUGUGCUAAGUCGACCAGAGCUCAUUGAGCAGUACUAUGACAUGCUCAUUGAAAGGAUAUUGGACACCGGUAUAAGUGUAAGAAAGAGGGUCAUUAAGAUCUUGAGGGAUAUUUGUCUGGAGCAGCCGGACUUCCACAAGAUCACUGAGAUGUGUGUCAAGAUGAUCCGAAGGGUCAACGAUGAAGAGGGGAUCAAGAAACUGGUGAAUGAGACAUUCCAGAAACUCUGGUUCACCCCCACACCCAGCCACGACAAAGAUGCCAUGACCCGGAAGAUCCUGAACAUCACAGAUGUGGUGUCGGCGUGUAAAGAUACAGGUUAUGACUGGUUUGAGCAGCUUCUUCAAAAUCUGCUGAAGUCAGAAGAGCAAGCUUCGUACAAACCUGCCAAGAAGGCCUGCGUUCAGCUGGUGGACAAUCUGGUGGAACACAUACUGAAAUAUGAGGAGUCUCUUGCAGACUGUGAGGACAAAGGAGUCAACUCAGGUCGUAUGGUAGCAUGCAUCACCACUCUCUACCUGUUCAGCAAGAUCAGAGCACAGUUAAUGGUCAAACAUGCCAUGACUAUGCAGCCCUACUUGACCACCAAGUGCAAUACUCAGAAUGACUUCAUGGUGAUAUGUAACGUGGCAAAGAUCCUGGAGCUGGUCGUGCCUCUGAUGGAGCAACCGAGUGAGACAUUCCUCUCUACCAUAGAAGAAGACCUGAUGAAGCUCAUCAUCAAAUACGGCAUGACGGUUGUACAACACUGUGUAAGCUGUCUUGGGGCUGUUGUCAACAAGGUCACACACAACUACAAGUUUGUUUGGGCUUGUUUCAAUCGUUACUAUGGAGCUCUGGCUAAACUGAAGACACAGCACCAAGAAGACCCCAACAGCUCCACUCUGGCUGCUAACAAACCUACUCUCCUGCGCUCGCUGUUUACUGUCGGAGCUCUCUGUCGACACUUUGAUUUUGACCAAGAGGAGUUUAAGGGUGCUAACAAGAUUGUCAUCAAGGACAAAGUGCUGGAGCUUCUGCUGUACUUCACCACACAUGAAGAUGAGGAGGUCCAGAUCAAGGCCAUCAUAGGUCUAGGCUUCCAGUUCAUCAUGCACCCAGAGCUCAUGUUUGUGCAGGAUGUGAAGGUUCUGUAUAACAGCACCCUUUCAGAUGAAAGCAGUUUGGUCAGUCUGAAGAUCCAGGUGCUAAAAAACCUGCAGACAUACCUGCAAGAGGAGGACUCUCGAAUGCAGGAGGCUGAUCGUGAAUGGAAGAACCAAGCCAAACAGGAGGAUCUGAAAGAAAUGGGGGACAUCUCAUCGGGCAUGAGCAGCUCCAUAAUGCAGAUUUACCUGAAGCAGGUGCUGGAGUCCUUCUUCCACUCACAGUCCACCGUUCGGCACUUUGCCCUGAGUGUCAUUACGCUGACUCUCAGCCAGGGCCUCAUCCAUCCUGUACAGUGUGUGCCCUACUUGAUUGCCAUGGGAACGGACCCUGAGCCAACCAUGAAGAACAAGGCCGAUCAACAGCUGGUGGAGAUUGACAAGAAAUAUUCAGGCUUCAUCCAUAUGAAGGCUGUAGCAGGGUUGAAGAUGUCUUAUCAGGUGCAACAGGCCAUAAAUGGAUCCAAAAGCGCAGUGGUUCGAGGUUUCCGUCCCGAUGACUCAGACGCUGCUCUCUGCUCACAUCUCUACACUAUGGUCCGUGGGAACCGACAACAUAGACGGGCUUUCCUCAUAUCCCUGCUCAACCUAUUCGACGACAGCUCCAAAACAGAGGUGAACAUGCUGUUGUUCAUAGCAGACAACUUGGCCUGCUUCCCCUACCAGACCCAGGAGGAGCCUCUUUUCAUCAUGCACCAUAUAGAUAUUACUCUGUCUGUCUCCGGUAGCAACCUGCUCCAGUCUUUCAAGGAGUCUUUACGGAAAGUGCCCAGACAGCAGCAGCAAAAGCAAAAGAAAAUGAAGACAAAAAAGAAGAAGAAGAAGCAGCGGAGAAGGAAAGACAGCUCUGAUGACGAUGAUGAAGAUGAGGACCGCGAGCAGAGCAGUAGAAAGUCCAGCAGCAGCAGCAGCAGCAGCAGCAGUGAUGAGGACAAUGAGGUGGUGCACAGGCAAAAGAAAUCAGUGGUUUCUGAUUCUGACUCUGACAUGGAAGAUGAGGAUGCGGUGAUGGACCGUCUACCUGAAAAUGCCAACCCUCUGCUGGACUUUGCCAGUGCUUCACAGGGUAUUCUGCUGCUGCUGGUGCUAAAACAACAUCUGAAGAAUCUAUUUGGCUUCUCAGACAGCAAAAUCCAGAAAUAUUCCCCAACGGAGUCUGCCAAAAUAUAUGACAAGGCUGUGAACAGGAAAUCUAAGGUGCACUUCAACCCCCGUCAGACACUGGAUUACCUGAAGAGUGAUAUCACCAACAUGGAUCUCAGCUUCGACACCAAGAGGAAUAUUGUGAAACAGUAUUUGGAUUUCAAGGUACUGAUGGAGCACAUGGAUCGUGACGAAGAGGACGAGGAGGGCGAAGCAACUGCCAAUGCCAGAAACAAAGCCAUUACUUCACUGCUGAGGGGUCCAAAACCUGUGAACCACAACCACAAUAAUCACACUGCUCCAGUGGAGACAGAUGAUGAGGACAGCGAGGAUGAAGAUACUCCUGCGCAGAAACCAAGGAAAGGCAGGGAUACCGCAGAGGAUUCAGGUCGCAUGAGUGAGAAAGUGGAGGCCAUGGACGUCGUUGCCAUAUGUCGUCCCAAAUACAAAGACAGACCGCAGAUUGCCAGGGUCAUCCAGAAGACCAAAAAUGGCUACAGUAUACACUGGAUGACUGGAUCUUACACUGGGCCCUGGGCUGUGGCAAAGAAACGGGACGGUCGCAAAAAGGUGCCUUGGGUUGACACUAUCAAGGAGUCGGACAUAAUUUACAAGAAAAUAUCCCUGACAAGUGGACACAAGCUGACGAACAAAGUGGCUCAUACAUUACGGGCGCUGUACGCUGCCAAGGAGGGGGCCAAGAGUUAAUCAGCUGAAUAUACUCAGACAGAACCCCUUCCCCCCAUGUGGAUAUGUUAUAGAGAGAAGAUGAAACUUCUGUAGAUUUAAGGACCUGGUGGAGGGAAAGUAUUGUGAACACUGGUCUGUUUAAACACAGACAUGUUUAAGUUAAACACAAGAAAAACACAAGAAGGAAAUGUUUGGGAAAACAUUGUGUGGGAGUUCCUUCGCUGUUGUGCAGCAACUUCGUUGUUUGAUUUUUACUCCCACUGUAUCAUAGUUUAACUAAACACAUGUUUAUAUCUGAACAUAAUUCUGUAAAAAAACAACAACACAAAACUGAAUGUUGGAAAGUGUAUUGAUGAUGUUCUUAAUAAAGUGUUUUUGGAGUUUAAACUAGCACCAGAUGGAUUUAUUCACUUGACCUGAGCUCCAACAACUUCUAACUCUCUUUUUUGUUCUUGUUUUAAACAGUUUGUUGUUUACCCACACUGUGUAAUGGAGUAUCUUUGAUAUAAUUUAUUUAUGUUAAAAGCAGUGCAGUAUCUGUGCCUAUAUGCAGGGGAAGUUAUAUUGUUUUUAAUAUAGAUUUUGAUGUUAUAGAACACAGAGCAAGAAAAAAGUGAUCCCCUGCUCUUCUGGUGGAACAAAUACUGCAAUAAAUUUUUCUUACGUCUUU
Molecule: messenger RNA, 9162 nt
Organism: Micropterus dolomieu (smallmouth bass)
Lineage: Eukaryota; Metazoa; Chordata; Actinopteri; Centrarchiformes; Centrarchidae
Product: nipped-B-like protein
Exons: 47
Coding region: 531-8510 (2659 amino acids)
Biological process (GO): replication-born double-strand break repair via sister chromatid exchange; brain development; establishment of mitotic sister chromatid cohesion
Cellular component (GO): Scc2-Scc4 cohesin loading complex
Molecular function (GO): chromatin binding
Source: RefSeq, a predicted model, not a curated record